UCAGGCUGCUCCCAGCGGCGGCGGAGGCGGCGGCGGCGCCUGAGGCGAGAGGCGGGAGUGGAGCGGAGGCCGGGCAAGGCCGCGGACCAUGGACGUCUCGGGCCAGGAGAGCGACUGGCGCAGCGCCUCCUUCCGCCAGAAGCUGGUCAGUCAAAUUGAAGAUGCGAUGAGGAAAGCCGGAGUAGCCCACAGUAAAUCCAGCAAGGACAUGGAGAGCCAUGUAUUCCUGAAGGCCAAAACCCGGGACGAAUAUCUUUCCCUUGUGGCCAGGCUCAUUAUCCAUUUCCGAGACAUUCAUAACAAGAAAUCUCAGGCAUCUGUUAGCGAUCCUAUGAAUGCCCUACAGAACCUCACAGGUGGACCCCCAGCUGGAGCGACUGGAAUUGGGAUGGCGUCUCGGGGCCCAGGCCAAUCCCUGGGCGGGAUAAGUGGGCUCGGAGGAGUGGGCCAGCCAAUGACCCUCUCGGGACAGCCACCGCCUGGCACCUCAGCAAUGCCCCCUCAUGGUAUGUCUCUUGUUUCUGCCACCACUCAGCCGACCCAGCUCCAGCUGCAGCAGGUGGCUCUGCAGCAGCAGCAGCAGCAGCAGCAGCAACAGCAGCAGCAGCAGCAGCAGCAGUUCCAGGCUCAGCAGCAGGUGGCGCUGCAGCAGCAGCAACAACAGCAACAGCAGCAGUUCCAGGCCCAGCAGAAUGCCAUGCAGCAGCAGCAGCAGCAGCAGCAGCAGCAAUUCCAGGUGGCUGUGCAGCAGCAGCAGCUGCAGGUGGCUGUGCAGCAGCAGCAGCAGCAUCUGCUGAAAUUCCACCAUCAGAGCCAGCAGCAGCAGCAGCAGCAGCAGCAGCAGCUGCGCAUCGCCCAGCUGCAGCUCCAGCAGCAGCAGCAGCAGGCCAUGCAGCCCCAGCAGCCGCCCCAGCAGCCGCCACCGCCCUCCCAAGCCAUGCAGCAGCAGCUCCAGCAGCUGCACCACCAUCCGCCGCCGCCGACGCAGGCACCACCGCCCCAACAGCAGCAGCAGCAGGGGGCUCAGAGCCAGCAGCCCCAGCUCCCGCCGCAGGCGCAGCCGCUGGUACCGCAGGCCCAGCCGCUCUCCGGGCAAAUGAUGCUCACCCCGCAGCAGCUCAAAGUGAUGCAGCGCUGCCCGAUGGGGCUGCAGGCAGGCCAGCAGCAGCAGCAGCAGCAGCAGCAGCAGCAGCAGCAGCAGCAGGCAGCUGCAGCGCAGGCAGCCCAGGUCGCUCAGAUGGCUGCCCCAGGUGUGAGCGUCAGCCAGAGCAGCAUGACCAUGAUGUCUUCGCCAUCCCCUGUCCAGCAAGCCCAGACCCCCCAGACAAUGCCGCCUCCCCCACAGCCAUCUCCCCAGCCUGGCCAGCCCUCCUCACAGCCCAACUCAAACGUUAGCUCUGGCCCUGCUCCGUCUCCCAGCAGCUUCCUGCCCAGCCCCUCUCCACAGCCUUCUCAGAGUCCGGCUUCUGCCCGCACUCCACAGACCUUCAGCGUUCCAUCCCCCGGGCCGCUCAACACCCCGGUGAACCCCAGCUCGGUCCUGAGCCCAGCCAGCUCCAGCCAGGCUGAGGAGCAGCAGUACCUGGAAAAGCUGAAGCAGCUGUCCAAAUACAUCGAACCCCUCCGACGCAUGAUCAAUAAAAUCGACAAGAACGAAGAACGGAAGAAGGAUCUCAGUAAGAUGAAGAGCCUGUUGGACAUCCUUACAGACCCAUCCAAGCGGUGUCCCCUGAAAACACUCCAGAAGUGUGAGAUUGCUCUGGAGAAGCUAAAGAACGAUAUGGCUGUGCCCACCCCUCCGCCGCCUCCUGUGCCGCCCACCAAGCAGCAGUACCUGUGCCAGCCCCUCUUGGACGCGGUUCUUGCCAACAUCCGUUCCCCGGUCUUCAACCAUUCCCUGUACCGCACGUUCGUGCCGGCCAUGGAGGCCAUCCACGGCCCUCCCAUCACAGCUCCGGUCAUCUCCCCUCGGAAACGUAAAUAUGAGGAUGAUGAAAAGCAGACCAUCCCCAAUGUGUUACAAGGAGAAGUGGCCCGACUGAAUCCGAAAUUCUUGGUGAACCUGAACCCCUCCCAUUGCAGUAACAACGGCACUGUACAUCUCAUCUGUAAGCUGGAUGACAAGAACCUCCCCAGCGUCCCGCCGCUGGAGCUCAGUGUUCCCGCAGACUACCCGGCCCAGAGCCCUCUGUGGAUAGACAGGCACUGGCAAUACGAAGCCAACCCAUUCCUUCAGUCUGUGCAUCAGUACAUGACUUCCAAGCUGCUUCAGCUCCCCGACAAGCAUUCAGUCACUGCUCUCCUCAACACGUGGGCGCAGAGUAUCCGGCAGGCCUGCCUCUCAGCUGCGUAGCCCUCUCCCCUCCAGCCGGGCCAGACCUCAGCGGGAGGAGCCUCGUGGUGGUGGUGGCCAGGUGGAGCUCACCGGAGAGCCCGGCCAGUAGAUUUAGCCUCCCCCAUCCCCUCCUGCCUUUGUACCACUCGCCUGGCAUCGAGACUCGUUUCUGCAGGCUGUGUAAUUGUUUGUGAACGGCUGUCUUAGGGAGGGACUUGACCGGUCCCCUUGUAGACCCCCGCCCAGGAGUCACUCACUCCCCCAGGGCGACGGCCUCCAUAUUGUCACCUGAUGGUUUCUUCUCAGCCUCCCCGCUGCUGUCCCCCUGCUGAGCCCCGCUGGGGCACCUGGCCCCAACAUCCUCUCUGGCUUCCACAUCCCUGCUUGUUGAGAAAAGGGGGAGCUCAGGGCUGGAUGGCUCUUCUCCCACGCUAGAUUACAGAUCCAUGUGGCUGCAGCAGAGGAAGUUCAGAACAUGGGAAGCUUCCCUUUCUGUUUAAUUCUUUCCUCCUCACGUGGAGGCAGCUAAGAAAGCAGGUUCUGAGAGGUCCUCUGAAUGCAGCCUCCUUCCUUGGCUUGGUAGUCGUGGUCCCAAGGCCCCUUCCCGCUGGGCCAGGGAGCCUCCCACGGCAUCUGGCCUGGACCCCCACCUCCCGUCACACUGGGCUGUCACUAGCCUCCCCCUUUCUUGGGCCCUGUCAUGAGGUCUCUGCUGGUUGUCCUGCAGUCAGAGGCGGCCACCUUCCAAUCCAUCCCCACCUGCCUGCUUAUUUUCUGGAAAGCCAAAUUUGAGUCCACUCAUGACUCUUCAUUGACUCCUGGGGUUGUCACUGGCUUCCCCCGGGAUGUAGUGGCAGAGCUCAGGACCGGGAACGUGAAACAUGGAGAGAUGGGAGCCAGGCUUCUCAACCAAGGAAGAAUCUGCUCCCUUCCCCCAACUGAGCUUUGGGAUCCCAGGCACUGGCUCCUCCCUGAAAGAGUCCCUUCCGGGACCUCCCUCGAGGCUGCCACAUGGGCAGCCCCUGCCAAAGAGUGGGGGUGGGGCCUCAGGCGGGGCAUGCUGACUGAGGGGGAGGGGCAACAUUUUGUACACACACACUUAUAUAUUAUUUGUGGUUCUUUGGAUUAUUAUAAUAAAUUUAUUCCUGUGUUUGA
Phascolarctos cinereus (koala) is the source of this 3490-nucleotide messenger RNA. Lineage: Eukaryota; Metazoa; Chordata; Mammalia; Diprotodontia; Phascolarctidae. The record is from RefSeq and is a predicted model, not a curated record.